AUGUGCGUCUUCCUCUCUGCGCAUUUUAGAAGCACGGGCCCCUUCUCGGUUCGAGGGGGCGGAGGCCUCUCGCAUGGACCAGCCAUGGGGAGGCGAUGGGAGAUGGCGCGCUGGCAGCGUCAGCCCUCCUCCUGCCUCCUCCCCCUCCUCCUCCUCCUCCUCCUCCUCCUCCUCCUCCUCCGCGGGAGGCUGGCAGGCCUUCGGCGCUGGGAUUUUGGUUGGUGGAACUCCUCGAGUUGCGCGAGCACCGAGAGAACUCGUGGCCCCGAGGCGCUGUGGGAAUCGCACUACUUCACCCACCUGACGUCGCUGCACGACCCACCGAGGGACUACGAGGGUGACGAGGGCCGGUAUUUGCUGGCGCGGCAGCUGCCCCGGGUGGACGGGGUCCACAACAUAACCGUGGACAAGUCGCCGUCGGACAAAGGCGGCCCGGCGAGGAUAAGCGAGGUCGUUGCGAGCCGCGGGAUGAGAGCCUGGCUGUGCGAUCAGCGCUGA
This is a messenger RNA of Prorocentrum cordatum, 498 nucleotides long. The record is from the annotation of a GenBank genome assembly. Lineage: Eukaryota; Dinophyceae; Prorocentrales; Prorocentraceae.